Molecule: messenger RNA, 1955 nt
Organism: Adelges cooleyi (spruce gall adelgid)
Lineage: Eukaryota; Metazoa; Arthropoda; Insecta; Hemiptera; Adelgidae
Product: acetyl-coenzyme A transporter 1-like
Exons: 10
Coding region: 261-1838 (525 amino acids)
Cellular component (GO): membrane
Molecular function (GO): acetyl-CoA transmembrane transporter activity
Source: RefSeq, a predicted model, not a curated record
CACGUGUUGUUACGUAAUUCUAACAUAAAAUUCGUCAGAGUACCUAAAAAUACGACUCAUUAUACUGGAUACUGUUGUUGCUGCUUAACUAUAUUAAGUGUAUCUUCCGUUCUUGAUUUUAGUAACGUGGGUACAAACGAGGUUAAGAACCACAUCAGAUAAAACGCUCAGUUUAUUCUAACACGUUGUCGAUGGUGCUCGACACAAUAAGUCGUGUUUACUGUCGGUUGUGGAACUGAUAUUAUUACCCGAAAACAAGUAUGAAGAAAUCGGCGAAAUAUGAUCAACCCGGUGCAAUUGAAAGUGAUAAUAACACACAGCCACUCAAACCAUGCUUAAAAGGAGAUUGGACGAAUAUUUCCCUAUUGAUGUUGUUGUAUACACUUCAAGGUGUACCACUGGGGUUUUCAACGACUAUACCAGUGAUUUUACAAAACCAAAAAAAUGUUUCCUAUCAAGAUCAGGCUAUAUUUAGUGCUGCAGGUUGGCCAUUCAGUAUGAAACUUCUAUGGGCACCGCUAGUUGAUUCCUUGUAUGUAACGAAAAUUGGAAGAAGGAAAUCUUGGCUUUUGCCUGUUCAGUAUUUGCUAGGUACAUUUUUUCUUUACACAGCUGUCCAUUUUGAUAGCUGGAUAGGAACUGAGGGUAAGCCUCAAGUGGCUAUUAUAACGUUUGUGUUUUUUUGCACUAACUUUCUUGCUGCUACACAGGAUAUAGCUGUUGACGGUUGGGCUCUAACCAUGUUGAGGAAAGAAAAUGUAGGCUAUGCGUCUAUGUGUAAUACAUCAGGUCAGGCAAUUGGAAUGUUUUUAGGAUAUGUCUUUCCAAUUCUUUUGGAUUCCGAAAGUUUCUGUAAUAAUUAUUUGCGCAGUGUACCUGCCAAUGGAGGAAUGGUAUCUAUGCAAAGUUUUUUUUACUUUUGGGGAGUCGCUUUUAUGUUGAUAACUUCACUUGUUGGUCUAAUAAAGAAAGAAAACAAAGAUCGAUCGGCAGAUUGCACAGAAGACAAAUUAAAUGUGUUUAAAACUUACUCCGUGCUGUGGGACAUUGUUAAAAUGCACGGUAUCCGCAUAUUGAUUUUCGCUUUGAUUACUUACCGGAUUGCUUUUGCUACUGUGGAUAAUGUAACAAAUUUAAAACUAAUUGAUGCCGGAGUAUCUCGUGACAAUUUAGUUAUCGUGCAAACAGCCCUUUAUCCCGUUAAAAUGUUAAUACCUAUAAUUGUGUCCAAAUAUACUUCGGGUCCGAAACCGAUGAGCACUCUGCUGAACAUUUUCCCUUUUAGGUUACUUUGUGGAAUUUCAUCGGGGUUAUUGGUUUAUUAUACACCAUUAUUUGUAGAAAAAGGCAACAUUGACGCAAAAGUACCAUUUGAAUAUUUUGUUUUAUUUGGAUUAACAUUGUUUUUUCAUGAGCUGUUGGUGUACUGCAUGUUUGUGGCUCUGUUAGCGUUUUUCUCGCGAAUAAGUGAUCCACGUUUUGGAGGAACGUACAUGACUCUCUUAAAUACUGUUGCUAAUUUGGGCAUUUCUUGGACAAAUACAAUAUCACUAAUUUCGAUUGACUGGCUAACAGUCAAAAAGUGUUCAACUAAUUCAAAUAACGAUUGUUCUACGCAAGUGCUCGGAAUGGAGUGCAGUUCAAUUGGCGGAAGCUGUUCGACUACAAUCAAUGGAUACUAUUUGGAAAUCAUAAUUUGUACGAUAAUAGGAAUCAUAUGGUAUGUUUGUUUCAAUAAACCCCUAAGAAAUUUACAAACUAAGAGUAAUGAGCAUUGGUUGGUAAACUUUAACACAUCAGUUCCAGAAAAAAACGAACAAUUACGAUCUUUGACUUAGGUUAAUAAAGCCUUUUAAUAUGCAAACAACAAUUUUAAUAUAAAAAAGACUUUAAACACUAGUCUACUUUAAUAGUUUUUAUGUAUGUACAUUUGCAGAAAUUAUUUUUUUAAAUUU